Molecule: messenger RNA, 1658 nt
Organism: Haliotis rufescens (red abalone)
Lineage: Eukaryota; Metazoa; Mollusca; Gastropoda; Lepetellida; Haliotidae
Product: coiled-coil domain-containing protein 137-like
Exons: 7
Coding region: 136-954 (272 amino acids)
Source: RefSeq, a predicted model, not a curated record
UAGCGGAAGUCCCCACUGCGCAUGGUUGGAAAAUACGGAAGUGUCUGACCACGCUGUUGUGUUUUGAUUUUGAUCGUCGCUAUUUUACAGGAGUCUGUCGAGUUGACGUCAAAAGUGUUUGUGAACUGUGUAAUUAUGGGAAGAAUAGGGAAACCACAGAAAAGUAGGAAGCACAAGAAAGUAAAACCACUAGAUCCAAUAAAACAAGUGGAAAGUGAAGCACGUAAAGGUCAGCUCAACCUGAAACCUAGAAAUGUGGACCAGGAAAUCCCCAAGAAGGCUAUUUUGUUGGGAGCCUCCAUAAAACGUCACGCCGCGCAGCAGCAUGGAGGCGUCAACAAGAAGAGGAAGAAGGGCAAGUUUUCCAUCAGUGACCCAGAAACCAGAAAUGUAAUGACAGUAAAGAAAGGUCAGUCCAGUGCAGCACAAAGACAAGGUGAUGUCAACCAUUCAACCAUGAGAACACUAGAUGAUGAGGACAUUAUAGACAAGUUUAUGUUUCACAGAAGCGGAGACAUAAAUCCUACGACAACAAAAAGAGCAGAAAAAGUGAAAAUGCGAUCAAAAGAGCAUAAGCAGAAACAUAAAGAGAAGAAGAAAGAAAAAGAUAGAGAAAAAGAACGAGACUUCAGCCAGUUCAAAGAUGAGGUACAAUUCGGGGAAAUAGUCCAUGCUCCCCCAACUCUGUCUGUCCUCCCACGCAAAGCACACACAGAACAAGGAGUUCCUCGGCCAGGUAAGAAGUCCCUGUUGUUGAAAGACAUCAUCACAAGCAACUCCAGCCACAGUCAGCAGACGCCCUCGGGUGGUAAGGGGGGGCGGCGUGAGCUGGGGCAGACGGUCAAGAGGAAAACCCUGUCCAUGGCACAGCAACACAUCAUGGACUUCGAGAGGGAGAAGGCUGUGCAGCUCUACAGGGAGUUGAAAAAUAAAAAGAUGAACAGAUUUAGCUGAAACUGAAGGCUUUGUCAUGUGUUGAGAUGGGGACUUGUUUCUGUCCCCGAGUGGGUAUGGUUUUACCCCGCUUCUAGCAAUAUUCCAGCAAUAACAUGGUGGGAGGUGGGGUGGGGCUGGUGCACCCGGAAAUGGGUUUUACACAUUGUAACCAUGUUGUGAUUCAAACCCAGGUCUUUGGCAUCACAAGCAAACACACUAAAGUUGGGGCUGUUAGGUGAUCUUGUAAAAUCUGAAGUUUCUGAUUGAUAAUGUGCAGGGUGUUUGUAUGUUGACCUGCACAUGAACAUUGGCCCAUUGUUUUUGAAAGAGCAAACCCAUUUUCACUGUUUUCAGGAGGUGUCCUGUUACUAUUGACAUUGUGAAAUAAAUACAACUGUGAUUACAGAAUUCUGUUCACUGUUGCAACACAAAAUUGUUGAACAGGUGACUGGCACAUUGGAAAUUACAACCAAUGGACCUGUUUUCCAUCUUUUUCGUCCUGUUCUUUUUUCCACGUGUCAGUAUUUUUUAGGAGUGACAAAUGUUCAGUACUGCUUUUGGCAUGAAGACUUUCAUGGAUAAUAACUUCUUCCUUGUUUCUAACAAUGUUUCAAGACUACUUCUUGACACUAUAUUCAUCCACCUGAAGUUUCAUGUAUUUAUGAUCUACCAAUGUGUCAAUGUCCAAGACUUUAUUUAUUAUUAAAAGUACAGUGAGCUUA